AUGCCUGGUUUCAUUGCUGGUGAGAAAAAAUUUACAACCAAAAAAAUGAGUUUUUGUUCCGAUUUGGUGAACCAUGAUAAGUCAAUUGUUUCCAACGGAAAUCAUAGACUGAGGUCUGAGGCUCUCGAUGAUGAGAAUAGUCCUAUUCUUUCUGGGCUGUCUGAUGAUGUUUCAAAGUAUUGCCUCGCACUCGUGCCUCGUUCGAAUUUUCUAGCUAUGGGCGGUGUCUCUAAGAGAUGGAAGCGUUAUAUUCAAAGCAAAGAAUUUAUAACCGUGCGAAAAUUGUCCGGGCAGCUUGAGGAAUGGCUCUAUAUCUUGACAUCAGAUACUGAAGGAAAAGGAAGUCAUUGGGAGGUUAUGGAUUCUUUUGGUCAUAACCGCCGCUCUCUUCCGCCAAUGCCUGGUCCCCGGAAGGCGGAGUUCGGUGUCGUGGUUCUUAACGGAAAACUUCUUGUUAUGGCUGGCCAUUCAUCGAUUGAUGGACCUGAUUCUGUCUCCGCAGAGGUUUACCAAUAUAAUUCUAACCUCGACAGUUGGAGUAGAUUGUCAGACAUGAAUGUGGCUCGGUACGAUUUCGCCUCUGCAGAAGUCAAUGGCUUGGUUUAUGCAGUAGGAGGAUAUGGAGCAGAAGGCGACAGUCUAUCUAGUGCCGAGGUUUAUGAUCCGGAUACUAACAAGUGGACAUUGAUCGAGAGUCUUCGUCGUCCAAGAUGGGGUUGUUUUGCUUGCGGAUUCGAGGGGAAGCUCUAUGUGAUGGGCGGAAGGUCAACUUUUACAAUUGGAAACUCAAAGUCUGUAGAUGUUUACGAUCCCGAGAAACAAAUCUGGCGCGAGAUGAAAAAUGGGUGUGUUAUGGUCACUGCUCAUGCAGUACUUGAAAAGAAGUUAUUCUGUAUGGAGUGGAAGAAUCAACGAAAGUUAUCGAUAUUUGACCCUGAUGAUCAUUCAUGGAAAACCGUAUCGGUGCCUCUGGCGGGGAGUUCGAGUGUUGGUUUUAGAUUUGGGAUACUACAUGGUAAGCUUUUGUUGUUUUCACUGAAAGAAGAUCCUACUUAUAGGACUUUGUUGUAUGAUCCGAAUGCAUCACCGGGGUCGGAGUGGGGGACUACUGAUAUAAAACCAUCUGGUGUGUGCUUGUGCAGUGUAACAAUCAAUGCCUGA
Molecule: messenger RNA, 1161 nt
Organism: Lathyrus sativus (Indian pea)
Lineage: Eukaryota; Viridiplantae; Streptophyta; Magnoliopsida; Fabales; Fabaceae
Source: the annotation of a GenBank genome assembly